Molecule: messenger RNA, 1727 nt
Organism: Tyto alba (common barn owl)
Lineage: Eukaryota; Metazoa; Chordata; Aves; Strigiformes; Tytonidae
Product: E3 ubiquitin/ISG15 ligase TRIM25
Exons: 9
Coding region: 77-1399 (440 amino acids)
Molecular function (GO): zinc ion binding
Source: RefSeq, a predicted model, not a curated record
CAACUGGGGCACAAAGCCAAGGACAUCUUUUUAGUUUCGUUUCUCGCACACUGGAUAACACACCAUUUCUGCAGCCAUGGCAAAAGCUAGGGAGGAAUUUGGAGGGGGUGCUAGUCUGGAGAACGAACUGAGCUGUCCCAUCUGCCUGUGCCUGUACAGGAACCCAGUGUCACUGAGCUGCGGUCACAGCUUCUGUAAGCAGUGCAUCCAGAAGGUACUCAGUGCCCAGCAGCAAUCCAAGGCCCCUUACUCCUGCCCCAUGUGCAAGUCCCAGCUGGGGCCCAUCCUGGAGCUGCAGAAGAAUUUUCAGCUGUGCAGCAUCGUGGAGGCAUUCCUGGCCACCUCCUCCAAAGAACAACAGGGUGAGGAGUCUGCAGAGAGGAAGAAGGAGGUGGUUCCCUGUGACUUCUGCCUGGAUUGGUCCCAGCCAGCAGUGAAAACCUGCCUGAUCUGCGAUGCAUCUUUGUGCCAGGCCCAUCUGAGCAAACACAAUGCCAAGGCUUCCCAGCAGAACCACGUCCUGGUGGAGGUGGGCGCAGGUGGUGUGGCGAUGGAGAGGAAGUGCCCGGAGCAUGGCAGGCUGCUGGAGUGCUACUGCCAGGACGAGGGGCAGUGCAUCUGUGUGCUCUGCUCUAUUGCGGGGUGCCACAAGGGCCACAGCAUCAUCACCCUGCAGGAGGCACACGACAAACAGUUGGGCAAACUCUCGGAAAUCGUGGCGUGGCUGCAGGAACAUAAAAGUGCUUUAGCUACUGCCCUAGAAGAGCUUCAGAAAAGCGAGAAUCAGCUCAAGACCAAUACAAAAACAGUGACUUCUCAGCUGCAAAAGCAGUUUGAAGAGAUUAAGACAGUGAUGAUUCAGAAAGAGAAGAAGAUCCUGAGUGACAUUCAAUCCAAUGAGAAAAAACAACUGGCAGAGAUUACCAAAGUGAAGAAGGAAAUGGAACAGAGGAGAGAUGAGGCUGUGCAGCAUCUCCAGUCUUUGCAGAAGAUGAGAGAUCAACCAGAUAUUUUACUCUUCUUCAAAGAAUUUAAACUGGCCAUGGACAGGAUUGCAGGUCAGAAUUUCAGCGCUAGCAAGAUGGACGUGGCAGUAGUGCAGCUGGAUCAGGCCAGGAUCGCCCAGUACCGACACGUGAUAAGGGACUUUGUGACCCGCCUGGACUCGCUGCUGCAAGGCGUGCACAGUGAACUCACCAACCAAAUUAAGAGCAAGAGUGUUCAGUACCAGUAUGAGUAUUCAGACAUUGGUACCUCUUCAAACUACACAUCUGAAAAACCAGAAAAAAUGUUUUUCUUUAAGAUGCAUGGGGUGCAACACAAACACGACCGAAAGGAUCAGCAUACUUCAAGUGGCAGAUGUGAACAAAGUGUAUGGUCUACAUACGCCCAGAAGUAAGGGAAAGAUGAAAAAAAGAAGUCAGAACUGAGAUGGAAAUAAAAAGUUAAAUAUUGACAAAAAUGUCCUCUAAUAAUGGGGACCUGCUAAGUGUCUUGAGCUCCCCUGCACACCUGCUAUUAAAAGCAAUUCUAUAACAUCUGCAAAUUUAGAAAAGAAGUGCUAAGAAUUAACAUGAACAUAAGAAAACAUCCAACUAUUGCUGGCUUCCAAACUGCAUACUGUAUCAUCUCAUGGCAUUAAUGACACCUAUGUACUAUUAAUUGUGGUGACUGUGUUGUCAUUAAGUGGUUGGAUAACCAAAUAAAUGGCUAUAGAUACAGAUAAA